This is a messenger RNA of Aspergillus heteromorphus CBS 117.55, 1815 nucleotides long. RefSeq lists its product as uncharacterized. The transcript has 5 exons. NCBI's taxonomy places the organism in Eukaryota, Fungi, Ascomycota, Eurotiomycetes, Eurotiales, Aspergillaceae. The record is from RefSeq and is a predicted model, not a curated record. Bases 141 to 1643 code for a protein of 500 amino acids.
UUACAGGCCCGUAGAGCGUCCCCUCGCUCGAGGUUAUAAACCAUGGCGCUUCCUCCCCUAUUUCUGUCUCCUGCGACUUUUCUUCUCCAUUCCACAUACCCUGGCGGCACAUUGCUUUUAUCGGCAGCAAGUCGCCUACCAUGCCUCCAUUGCCGGGCGAAGAGCGUAUACUGACAGUAUUUGCCGAUAUUCAUUAUUACUUUGCCGCGCCGACCCCUAGACCCCUCCAUCACCGAUUCGAGAAAGGCUCCUAUCUAUAUCUCUAUCACAAUGCCGUCCACCAGAAGGUCCGGGUUGAGGUGGCGAACAACCCCGGGGCACUUGAGCAGGAUGCAUUCAACGGAGCCCUGGAAAAUGUCCACCUGCGGCAUUCAACCAGAUUCCCAACCCUCUGCACCGUGACAGUGGACGGGCAGAUACAGAGUCAACUGCAAAACCAAAUGGCUUUCCCGCCGCCACCAGGCGCCAUCUCGCAAGAAUGGAAACUGUCUCACACCGAUCCGCUGAACCUCCUUCCUAUCCACACCAUGGAUAUUUAUUUCUGGACGACAGACGACGCCAAUCAGUUCCUCGACCUGUUCGAGACUCACCUGCCUCAGUCGCAGAUCGAGACAGACCGACACCCUUAUCCGCCUCCGCCGCACAGCACGGUCAGCUCAGUCGUGCAGCAGCUGGAGACUGUAGCCAUCACCGACCCCGGCUACCAGAAUGGGCAAACCCGCAACUCUCAGGCAGAGGUGGUCCCCAACCCUAUACCCAACUACCAGGCCAUCACGCCACCAAGCAACCUUCCUCCCCCACCUCCACUGGGCGCUCCGCCCACCGCCGCCAUGCACCCCCUCUACCCCGCCCCCGUCCCCGCCCCCGCCCCUCUACCGUACAACCCAGCGGCCCCAGCGGCCCCCGAGCCGAUCAAACACCGGGAGAAGACCCCUCCCCCAGACGACGGCGAAACCGGCACGGGGCUCACCACCGCAGCGAUAGUAGACACAUACCCUUCCUCAUCCCAGAUGCCCGCGGGAGUAGGAAUGGGAGUAGGAAUAGGAGGAGCAGCCAGCGGAGCACUGCCAUCACCACCGCUAGGCCCUCCUCCGUAUUCCAUGCCCGGAAGCUAUGGCUCCCCGCCGCCCAGCGCAGCACCCCUCAACCCCCAACAACAACAACAACAACAACAACAACAACAAUCACCACCACCACCACCCCAAAUGCCAAUGACAUUCGCCCCACCCCCCACCGACCCCAACCCAACCAACCCAAACGCACACCUCCUCUACACCCAGCAGCAACUACCCCUACAACCACAGCAACACCAACUCCAACAACAACAACACCGACAAAGCGGCGCCUACAGCGCCCCCCGCUCCGAAUCACCUCCUUCCCCGCCUACAUUCCCCCCUCUGGGCGGCUACGCGCAAUACUCGUACGAAACCCCGCAGCGCCACGCCUCCGUGUCAAGCAACGACUUCAGCAUCCAUAACCAGCUCUAUAGGCCCACCGAGCUAGAAUCAACCUCCCGGCAUCAGAAAUUCGCGAAGGAGGCGAUGCAGAAACCCGGGGAUCGACCGCAGACGUUCGUGAAGGCGGCGUAUAAGGUCGAAGGUGGCGUGAAUCGGUUUUUGAGGAAGUUGGAGAAGAGGUUGUAGGUUGGUUGGUUUGCGCGGGGGGGGUUGUUUUUGUUCUUUAGGUUGGUUCUAGUAAUGCUGGUAUCUCAUGUCGUGAUGCUGUUGUAAUUCCGUGUCAUUUUGGAUAUUGGAUAUUGGAUAUUGGAUAUAGGUAAAUAGUACUGGUAUAUAUAUGCUUGAUGCGUUCGGCGAG